This is a messenger RNA of Impatiens glandulifera, 1592 nucleotides long. RefSeq names its product serine carboxypeptidase-like 27. Gene Ontology annotation, cellular component: vacuole. The record is from RefSeq and is a predicted model, not a curated record. Bases 1 to 1407 code for a protein of 468 amino acids. The transcript is spliced from 9 exons. Gene Ontology annotation, biological process: proteolysis. Lineage: Eukaryota; Viridiplantae; Streptophyta; Magnoliopsida; Ericales; Balsaminaceae. Gene Ontology annotation, molecular function: serine-type carboxypeptidase activity.
AUGAAGAACUUAUUUCUCUGUUUGUUGCUCCUUCUCUUCAUGGGUAGUUCUCAUUCUUUGUACAAAGAUGAAGAACAAGAGAGAGAUAGAAUUACAUUAUUACCUGGGCAACCAACAAAUGUUGGAUUUUCUCAAUACUCAGGUUAUGUAACAGUUAAUGAUGAAUCUGGUAGAGCUUUGUUUUAUUGGUUGGUUGAGGUUCCAUUCGCAAAGGGAAUAAUUCAUCAGUCAAAACCUCUGGUUUUGUGGCUUAAUGGUGGACCUGGAUGUUCUUCUUUAGCUUAUGGUGCUGCUGAAGAGAUUGGACCUUUCUUUAUACAUCCUGAUGGGAAGACUCUUUACAUCAAUCCUUAUUCUUGGAAUAAUUUGGCCAAUUUGCUUUUCCUAGACUCACCAGCUGGUGUUGGUUUUUCUUAUACAAACACUACUUCUGAUUUAUACACGGCCGGGGACAAAAAGACAGCUGAAGAUGCAUACACAUUUCUAGUCAAUUGGAUCGAGAGGUUUCCGCAAUACAAACACCGCGAUUUUUACAUCGCCGGAGAAAGCUAUGCAGGUCAUUAUGUUCCUCAGUUGUCUCAACUGAUUUAUGAAAGAAACAAAGGGAUUAAGAAUCCAGUUAUUAAUUUCAAAGGUUUCUUGGUGGGAAAUGCUGUUAUAGAUGAUUAUCAUGAUUUUGUUGGUACAUUUGAAUAUUGGUGGACACAUGGAUUGAUUUCCGAUUCUACGUUCAAAUUUCUUCAAAAAACAUGCGAUUCUGUUUCUUUACAACAUCCAUCGAAUGAUUGUACAAAAGCUCUCGAUGUUGCCCAAUGGGAAAUGGGGAAUAUUGAUCGAUAUAGCAUUUACACUUCUCCAUGCAAUAAUUCUUCAUCUUUAAAGACUAACCUUAGAGGACAUUACGUAAGCGUAUCAAAUAAUUUAAAUCAUCAACGGAUGUCGAGAGCUUAUGACCCAUGUACAGAAAGAUACUCAGAAACUUACUUCAAUCUGCCUGAAGUUCAAAAGGCAUUGCAUGCAAAUAUAACCGGUAUAAACUAUCCAUGGAAGACGUGUAGUGAUAUUGUUGGAAACAACUGGGGAGACUCCCCGGUUUCAAUGCUUCCUAUUUAUCAAGAACUUAUAGCUGCUGGUUUGAGAAUAUGGGUAUUUAGUGGAGACGCUGAUUCAGUGGUUCCGGUGACUGCGACUCGAUAUUCCAUCGAUGCGUUGAAGCUCCCAACUAUAACCAAUUGGUACCCAUGGUAUGACAAUGGAAAGGUUGGUGGGUGGAGCCAAGUUUACAAAGGGUUGACUCUAGUAACGGUUACAGGAGCAGGGCAUGAGGUUCCUCUUCAUCGGCCUCAACAAGCCUUUACUCUUUUCAGGUCCUUUUUGGAGGACAAACCUAUGCCUUAUUCUGGUUGAAAAUUUACAGUUAGAUUCAGUUCAAUUGUGAACUCUAUGUGAGGAGAAAGGAUAUGAAAUAAAAUAAAGCAUAAAUAAAAAGUAUAAAAACUUGAUUUAUUUUGGGUUGGAGUUAAAUUAUAUAAAUGGAGCCCUUCAUUAAAUUGUUAGCAAAUGCUUUGUUGAUCUUAGACUAUUAUCCAUUA